Messenger RNA from Nomascus leucogenys (northern white-cheeked gibbon), 2345 nucleotides. RefSeq names its product COMM domain containing 7 (gene COMMD7). Gene Ontology annotation, molecular function: NF-kappaB binding. Bases 603 to 1175 code for a protein of 190 amino acids. The record is from RefSeq and is a predicted model, not a curated record. NCBI's taxonomy places the organism in Eukaryota, Metazoa, Chordata, Mammalia, Primates, Hylobatidae. The transcript is spliced from 9 exons. Gene Ontology annotation, biological process: negative regulation of DNA-templated transcription; tumor necrosis factor-mediated signaling pathway.
UGAUGCUGAUGCCCUUCCAAGGUUGAGACCUAGUGCUCUACUCUGAUGUCAGCUCUCCGAGAGACACGCUGGCCUGCUUUGUUCCCUUCCCUGUCCCCAGUGUCUGGCAUCGAGUAGGCGUGCCAUAAAUAUCUGUGGAGUGCAUAAUAACAGCGAUGAUGAUAAUAGCAGCUAGCCAUUGACUGAAGACCUCUUGUGUGCCCGUCUCUGCGUUAAACAUUUCUGGAGGCUUAACUCAUUUAAGGAGCUACCCCAGCCAUCAUUUUCUCAGAUGGUGAAACUGAGGUUCAGAGAGGCCAAGCGCCGUACCCAAAGGUCACUCAGCAGGAGAGCCGGCAGGAAACCUCGCGUCUGUCGGUGCCGGCGCCGCCCCCGCCCCUCCCCGGAGCCCGGCGGCCGCGCGUGUCCGCGGCCCUGCGAGGGCUCCCCGGCUCCGGACAGCCCAGGGCGGCCGGGGGAGGAGCGCGCUGCAACGGCCGUGGCGAAAGUGCGGUUGUGGAUGCGCGGAGAGGCCGGCGGCAGCGGCAGCGGCAGCGGCAGCGGAGGAGGAAGCUGAGCAGGGCGGCGGCGGCGGCGGAACCUGCGGGGCUGGGGCGCGCGCCAUGGGCCGCCUGCACUGCACUGAGGACCCGGUGCCCGAGGCCGUGGGCGGCGACAUGCAGCAGCUGAACCAGCUGGGCGCGCAGCAGUUCUCAGCCCUGACAGAGGUGCUUUUCCACUUCCUAACUGAGCCAAAAGAGGUGGAAAGGUUUCUGGCUCAGCUCUCUGAAUUUGCCACCACCAAUCAGAUGAGUCUUGGCUCCCUCAGAAGCAUCGUGAAAAGCCUCCUUGUGGUUCCAAAUGGUGCUUUGAAGAAGAGUCUCACAGCCAAGCAGGUCCAGGCGGAUUUCAUAACUCUGGGUCUUAGUGAGGAGAAAGCCACUUACUUUUCUGAAAAGUGGAAGCAGAAUGCUCCCACCCUUGCUCGAUGGGCCAUAGGUCAGACUCUGAUGAUUAACCAGCUCAUAGAUAUGGAGUGGAAAUUUGGAGUGACAUCUGGGAGCAGCGAAUUGGAGAAAGUGGGAAGUAUAUUUUUACAACUAAAGUUGGUGGUUAAGAAAGGAAAUCAAAUCGAAAAUGUGUAUAUAGUCAUUGCCAGCUGUGGAGUAGCUGUUCCACUGCCUUUCCUCUCCUGAAAGAUGGCACAAGGAGUGUUAGAAAGCCAUUGGCAGGUUGGAGCCCCCACAGUUGAAGAGCCGUUUUGAAAAAGGGAAAGGGAGGGAACGGAGUGGCUGGGAUUGAAGAAGAAGGUUGACGAGCAAGAAGCUCUUGCCAUAGAAGUCACAUUGAACAUCCCGAAUGAUACCCUUUCAUCUCUUUGUGCCAUGGAGCUGUGCCAUUUGAACACUCACUCCCCUUUUUUUUUCCUUUGGAGCAGAGAACCUUCUGCAUUCAAGUCUCUCAGUUCUUUAUUAUGAUCAAUUACCCAUCAAGAGCUGCUUAGAUGUAUUAAGCCAAAAAAAAAAAAUCCUCUGGGUGGAAAUUAAUUUUCUUGGAUGAUUCUGUGGAGUUGGAAACAUUUAUCUGAAUUUUCUCUCCCCAGAAUUAACCUUGCCUCAGUUCUACAGCUUCCUGCACGAGAUGGAGCGAGUCAGAACCAGCAUGGAGUGUUUCUGCUGAUUUCUGUCCCUGCAUCUCCCCUGGCCCCGUUCCCUGCCCUCUUCCCUUCCCUGGGUGACUGCUCUGAGAGGCACUUCACUCACAGGCCUGUGGGAUGCUCUAUGGGGCCCUGCUGGCUCCAUGGGGCCCAGGUACAAAGGGUUUCUGAAAAACAGCAGGAUUAAGUACUGAAAGAGCCCAACACAAUUACCCCAUAAACUCUCUGUUAGGGCAACCACCACCACCUAUCUGUCUUCCAGGACACAUUUUAGAUACUCUGACAGGCCACUGCAUCUCAGAUUCAGGGGAGAAAAUAAGUUGUCACCUCCCCUUCAAAGUUCCAGAGUAAAUAAAUGGUGCCAUCAUUCAAGAUAACAUGCUGAUCACCCUCCUCCCAAAAAGCAAGAGCUUGUUUAUGGCUGAGGAAUCGGCGGAUUGUCUGAAUGACACAUGUACAGAGCUCCCACGGAUUUCUGCACACUCUGGGUCUGUGCUGGUGGAACAUUGCCAAUCAGUUCUUAAUGAGGCACCUGUGUAUAAAUACAUGCUUGGUCUUCUCUGCAGAGAACUGAGGCUAAACUCUGUCAAUACUUCUGGUUUUGCCCUGUCAUGUUGUAACGAGGCGGGCCUUUUGAGGCCAUUUUAGUUUGAGUUCGAGCCAACCACCUCUGUUGGUUAGAUGAUGAAUAAAAAGGUUCUGAAGAAAA